This is a messenger RNA of Zymoseptoria tritici IPO323, 492 nucleotides long. RefSeq lists its product as uncharacterized. NCBI's taxonomy places the organism in Eukaryota, Fungi, Ascomycota, Dothideomycetes, Mycosphaerellales, Mycosphaerellaceae. The annotation marks the transcript as partial. The transcript has 4 exons. Gene Ontology annotation, biological process: mycotoxin biosynthetic process. The record is from RefSeq and is a predicted model, not a curated record.
GCUCCUGCGAUGGGCGUGCUGCAGCACCAGAGCGUUGUGUUCAAGGGCAUGUUCAGCUUGAACUCGUCUGCUUAUUCUGGGCCUCCAACUAAAGAAAGCAACGCGAAGUGGGAAGAAUUGUACAGUUUUGGUAUUUCAGCGAUUUCGACGAAGGAAGCCAGCCAGAUGAUCAACCACACGCUCCCGAUUCCUGGCCAGCAUGGCUCUUACAUCACAUCCCUAUCCGUAUUCCAUAUGCUUCAUUGUUUGAACGUCAUGCGACAUGCGAUCUACGAAGGACCCGACUGGUUAGACAUUGACGAGCUCAUGGCAAUUUCUCACGUUGAUCACUGCAUCAACGCGAUUCGGCAAAGCCUUAUGUGCAGCGCAGACAUCACGCCGCUCGUUUGGGCUCGACAACGGCACGAUGGCAAGGUGAAGGAAGUCAUGGAAGUGGUCCACUCAUGUCGCAAUUUCGAUCUCGUCAGACAGUGGGGUCUCCAACGUCAGCUC